AUGGGACAAAAUUGUGAAGAUCCUCAGAACUCCUGGGCACCAGAGCACCAUAAACUGGGUUCUCCAGAUAUUUCAAACAUUCUGGGGGAUCAUGAUGCUCCUUCAGGAUUUGAACCUCUUGAACUCAACAACCCCAUACCAAGGAUUCAAGAAAGUAACGCACUUUAUCUAGAACUAGAAAGGCUUCUACAAUGUGAUGAGAAACAGACAAAUAAUUCUGUGCAAAUUUUUUCCUCUGUUAGAUCAAUCUUAAAUCAAAGAGAAAAGUGGGACAAAAUAAUCAAAGAACUUGACCUCAUCAACAAUACUUCUUUUCAUACUUGGGACUUGAGAUCAAAAACUGAAGGCAGAAUCAGUGAACAAUUCUUGCAAGAAUUUGUGGAUCAAUGUUUUACACACAUGAAGAAAUCAGCCAAAAAGUACCCCCACAUUGGAGAACAUUGGGAGAAAUUCAAAGUAGAGGGUUCUCCUGCUCUAAAAUUACCAGUACUAGAUAGACAGGAUUUCUUCAUACGGGUUGUGGGUGAAAAAAGGGCUAUGAGACAAAGUCCAAGUUACCUGAAGAUGAGUCUCAAGAACAUCAUCGAGUGGCUCAUUCUAAUCGAUAUGGCUGUUUUAAAAGACCUCAAGCUGGUAGAACCCAACCUUGAUCAAUCGUCCUCAAACAGAGAAUUGUCAAAUUGGCUGUUUGAUCAAGCAUUUAAACCUCAGAACAGCUUCCCUGUCUUUGGAAUGCUUGAAACAACACAUCACUUGAAGCCAGUAAAAGAGUUUGGGAGAAUCCAAAAGAUUUUGCUGGAACAACUAUCGAGGCACGACCCUGAAGAAGAUUCCCUUGAGGCUUCUAUCCUAAUCAUUCAAUCAUGGUACCCCCAGAGAUAUAUCUGCUACUAG
Messenger RNA from Puccinia graminis f. sp. tritici CRL 75-36-700-3, 894 nucleotides. RefSeq lists its product as uncharacterized. The transcript has 2 exons. NCBI's taxonomy places the organism in Eukaryota, Fungi, Basidiomycota, Pucciniomycetes, Pucciniales, Pucciniaceae. The record is from RefSeq and is a predicted model, not a curated record. Bases 1 to 894 code for a protein of 297 amino acids.